AUGCGUCUCUUCCAAGCGAUCAUCGCGUUCAUCCGCAAUUUGUGCAGUGGUGGACGAAAUAAAAAGCGGAUGGAUAUGGACGAUGUGCCAUUCGACGGUAUGUCUCAUCAUCAUCUCACCAGUAAUCGGUUGAUAAGAACGUUUCUGUUUUCAGUGGUUGUGGACGACAAUGUGCGGGGAGACAAGCGAGAGGAAAGAGCCUCGUUGCUCCAGAACGCGUCGAUGGACUCGUGGGACGACAAUGAUUGGGACAAGAAGGAGGAAGUCAACGACAAGAUCGAGCAGUGGAGGAACAGCAACGCACACGUAAGUUUCACGAACAACAGCUACCCCUAAGGCUAUUUGAAAUACAAAACUGAGUUUCCAACACAUAACUUUGUUUAGGAAUCGAUUCUAAAAAAGUUGAAAAUUUUAUUUAAAAGUUGGCGGAGCGAUUUAUCGCAACCCUAGCACUCACUUUAAGUAAUUUAACCCCUGGCCCUCCCCGGAAUCUUGUAAUCAUUCGUUUCCCCAAAAAUGUUCAUCAAAUGAUUGUCACUUGUGGGCGCAGUGAAUGCAGUUGAUUGCACAUUAACAUCAGAAAUCAAGCUACAUUCCAUUUGCUUUCAGAAAACGGAGCCUCAACCCACGCCAGAAGACGAUUUGUUUAGUACGCUCGAGCCGACCAUCACCAGCGCCAGAAAGGUACUUUUUCUAUUAUUUUCUCUUUAACGGACUUAAUCUGAACCAAUUUCAGGUCGUCUUGGUUCCACGUGGAGGCCCUCGUGAUGCAGCGCCAAAGAAGAGCAGAUUCGAUUUCAACGAGGCCAGUGUGGUAAGUACUCCUUAUCUUUAUUAG
Molecule: messenger RNA, 838 nt
Organism: Caenorhabditis sp. 36 PRJEB53466
Lineage: Eukaryota; Metazoa; Nematoda; Chromadorea; Rhabditida; Rhabditidae
Source: the annotation of a GenBank genome assembly